Molecule: messenger RNA, 1573 nt
Organism: Lucilia cuprina (Australian sheep blowfly)
Lineage: Eukaryota; Metazoa; Arthropoda; Insecta; Diptera; Calliphoridae
Exons: 1
Coding region: 151-531 (126 amino acids)
Source: RefSeq, a predicted model, not a curated record
AAAGAAAAAAAGAUAAAAAACUUUAAAGAUAAACAUUAAAAUUUUGUAAAAAAAAAGAAAAGAAAUAAAAUAAUAUUAAAAUAAAAUAAAAAGAGCGCUACAUAAAACGCCCUUUAAAUUAAAUUGUCAUUAAUUGUGCUGCUAAACGUAAUGCAUUCAGUUCAAAGUGUUACUAAACAAACAAAGCUUAGUAGAAGACAACGAAGACGUCAACAUUAUUGUAAAGCGUCUAACGCAGCAGCAGCAGCAUCAUCUUCAUCAUCAGCAGCAUACGCUUCAAAGCCACACAUAAGUGGUUAUAAAGUUGCAAAAGCCUAUCGUUAUACAGUUCCUAUAGUACAUGGUAUUGUAGUAUCCAAUCUAUCAUUGGUAUUACUACAAAAAGAAUAUAUAGAACAAUUCUAUUUUGAAAAACGUAACGGUGGAGGAGGACCAGAUCCAGAUGCGUAUGCCGAUCUUAAUCGGCAUUUGAAAACAAUAGCAAAGACUAGAGCAGAUUAUCAACACUUAUCUUUGUUACAUUUUGGAUGAUUGAUAUCAAUUGGCUUAAGAUGUAUUAAAUGACAGGAAUAUUAUUGCAAAUUAAAUUCUCUGAAAAAAGUCAAUUAUAAACAAAUUUAUAAAACUUACGCUCAAGGUCUCCAAACAGCGGAGAAGAUAUUGUAUAUUGCUCCUUUAAAACAACAACAGCAACAGCAUCAAUUUAAAAGAAGACGUUUAAAAACUUGUAAACGUAAACGUUAAAAACUAAAGCAAACCCUCUCACCCCAAUCCCUGCAUACACAACCAAUCAACCAACCAACUAAUCUAAGGUGUUGAAAAUCUAUAUUGUAAUUGUUACAUUAGAAAACCUGGCUCUAGACGGAAGCAGUAAUAUCAUAUUAUAUCUAUUAAGAUUUAAAUAAAUAUUAUUGAUGGGGUUUUAUAGAUAGUUAGAAAACCAACUCGCACACACACACAAAUAAAACAAUUUGCUUAUUGUUGUAAGUUUUUCAUUUCAAACGUCGUUGUGAUCUAUUUAGUUUUUUCUUCUUUUUUUUUAAUAAUUGUUGUUCAAAAUGGAACUCAGUCAACCAAGAAUAUUGUUAAUUUCUAUUAAGCAAAUAGAAUAUGAAAGUAAUAACAGUUGCGAAUACAAUAUGAGCCGAGUUUGCCACAUUGCUCAUGUACGGGAUGUUACAGGAGCUAAGAAACUGCGAAGCUGACAUUAUCUACUACUAUACGAUGAAGAUGAUGCCAUUAUAUAGGAUCAAUUAAAUAAAUAACUAAAAAAAUAAAUAAAACGAAGAUUCAAAAACAUUGAAAUUUUUUGAAAAAAGUUAAAUAUUAUAAAAAAAAACAAAACAAUUUACUUAAUUAAACCAAAAAAAAAAAACUUUUAUAUAAGAAAAUCAUUACAAAAGUAAAAUUAAAAUUAAAAAAUCCAAAAAUUUUGAGAUUAACUUAGUGGAAAAAACGCACAAGAAUUAAUUAAAAAAAAAAAAAAAACGAAAAAAAAAAUUCAAAAUGCAAAAAUAUACCCCUCUUAAAGAUGGUGUCACAGAACACAUGACACCCCUAGACCCACCCGUAA